AUGGUAAGCCCGCCAUGUUGGAAACGUGUGAAAAUAGUGCACCGCGGUCGUAGGCCACCACCUAAUGACAAUAUGCUUUCCGUAAAACAGCUUUGCAUCCGCAGUAAGGCCCUUACAGUAGCUCUUGGUGAUGACCAGGCAACUGCAGAUCUACUAGCUGCGGGGGGGAAUUUUGGAGAACGGCUCUUUUCAAAAACCAAGCAUUAUCAUCUUAAUGUUCCUCAUGUUGGGAUGAUCACCGUAAUGAACGAAAUGGAGUGCCUGUUUAAAUGCUGCAGGAGUCAUUUGUGCCUUUCUGUAAACAUGUCCCCGUCUAAAGGAAGAGAUGGAAAGCUUUGGUGUGAGUUGCUGUCUUCUGAUAAAUACAGAAACGUCGACAAGUUGAAAGCAAACAAAAGUUCGCAUUAUUAUUGUGUCGAGCUUUCCUGUUUUAAUAACCCAUGUAAGAACGGAGGGACCUGGCAACCGGUGCACGGAGCUCGAGAGUGUGGUAAUGAUUCCACGUGCGUCUGUGCAGCGGGUUUCAGAGGGAAAUCUUGCGAGCAAAAUGUCACUCUUAGCCUGGAUGGAUUUUGGCCAGUUGGUGUAGCCUUGAAAGGUUACAAUGGCAAGUAUCUCAGUCGUAAACACCGAUCGGGCAUUGAUUACAUUGAGAUGGCAAAAAGUCAGAAGGAUAGUACCACGAGAUUUGUAGCCACGGAGUCCAAUGGUAAGCUAAUGCUUACAGCAGACAAUGGGAAGUAUUUGUCGAGAGUAAGACGUGCAAAUGUCGAUUACAUCGAAGCUGCCAAGACAUAUCCUGAUACUUUCAGCCAGUUUACAGUACAUGAUCAACCAGAUGGAACCGUAGCAUUGCAAGCAGACAAUGGAAAAUACUUGAGUUUAAUCGAUCGCAACUCAAGAAACUCUUUUGAGGCAGCGAAGGAUAACAUUGACUCUCAUUGCAAAUUGAAGCGUGAGAUUCAGGGGUAA
This is a messenger RNA of Pocillopora damicornis (cauliflower coral), 972 nucleotides long. RefSeq lists its product as uncharacterized. Gene Ontology annotation, molecular function: actin filament binding; protein-macromolecule adaptor activity. NCBI's taxonomy places the organism in Eukaryota, Metazoa, Cnidaria, Anthozoa, Scleractinia, Pocilloporidae. The record is from RefSeq and is a predicted model, not a curated record.